Molecule: messenger RNA, 1085 nt
Organism: Trichomycterus rosablanca
Lineage: Eukaryota; Metazoa; Chordata; Actinopteri; Siluriformes; Trichomycteridae
Gene: mrps15
Product: mitochondrial ribosomal protein S15
Exons: 8
Coding region: 83-898 (271 amino acids)
Biological process (GO): mitochondrial translation
Cellular component (GO): ribosome; mitochondrial small ribosomal subunit
Molecular function (GO): structural constituent of ribosome; RNA binding
Source: RefSeq, a predicted model, not a curated record
AAAGAUGGCUGCCUCCGUGUACUGAGAGGACGUCUGUGUAUGAUUAAUUCUGCUAAAUGCACGUUUAAUUUUUGUAAACAAAAUGCUUUUAAAAAACAGUCUGAACUCGACAGCGGCGGCUUUGCGAGCGUGGAAUGUAUUUACAGGGUUAAAACAGGGCAGCGUCCAGUCAGCAAAGCUGCAGUACCGGCCGUGCAUGGCGAGUGGACGAUGCUAUGGUGACCUGACCUGGAUACGAAGGAGUGCAUUGACAUGUAAUGAAUCAGUCACAAACCUGCAAGUAAGACAGUAUGCGCGAGCAGUACGAAAAAAGCAAGAAUUUCAGAGUCAGCUGCAAGACCUGCCGCCAACAAUGCUGAAACUUGAUUAUGCUUCUGUUCCACUUGCUCAUACAGUCGAUGAUGUGGUCAAGAAGCUUCUCUCACUGGAGCUUGCAAGCCAUAGUGAGAGACUGCGCUUGAAAGAAGAACAGCUAAUUGCGAAGGUCCAGAGACGUGAAAAUGACCGAACUUCAGCUGAAGUGAAGGUGGCUAUUUUGACGGCACGGAUCCGCAAUUUCCAGGAGCAUUUGCAGAAGCACCCUAAGGACAAAGCUAACAAAAGGUGGAUGCUGAUGAGCAUUGACCGUAGAAAGAAAAUGCUCAAGUUCCUGAGGAGGACACGCUAUGACGCUUUUGAGAAGGUCUGUGCUGAGCUGGGCAUCACAUACACCUUCCCUCCAGAGUACUACAGACGAGCCACUCGACGCUGGCUUGCUAAGAAGGCCCUAUGCAUCAAGGUUUUCAAAGAAGUGCAGAAGCAAAAAGCAGAGAAGAGGAAUAAAAUGAAUCCAGCUCUGGCUCAGAAGAGUAAGAGCACCAGCUCAGAUCCUACAGACACACAGACAACUGAAGUAUAAUAACGUUCAACUAAAUGGUUCAACCACAUGGUGAUCACCAACCGAAACUGCAGCUGCGGAACUUACAACAGAACUGAACACUCAUGAUUACAACAUCUGAUGUUCCGUGUUUUAAAUUUUACAUAUUUCACUCUGUGUUUCUUCUUUCUAUACUGAAAUUCUGGUCAAUAAAUUAAACGCACAGUGA